UAAACAAAAACAUGUUUCUGGGAUAUAGAUGGAUGAUAUCGGUUGAUGAAAUAAUUUUGCAAAUUUUAAAGUUUCUGUACUUUUUUUGACAAAAAAAAAAAAAAAAAGGACCUUAGCUUAAUAUUUCUAUUUUUUUUUAAUACUACGAAGAAUUAUAUAUUUUUUUCGAAAAUCAUUUAUUUAAUUUAUAUUUCAGAAUCUUGAAAAUUCUUUUAAUUGUCAGAAAAAAUGGCUUCUGCUUCUAUUAAAAUUUUUGAUUCUGUUCUUUCGAGAUUUCCCCAAAAGUUUUCGUUUGUUUUUGCGUAUGGCUCAAAAGUUUUUUCGCAAGGCACCAAAUUGAAUGAAGGUGACAUGAUUGAUUUUGUGUUUACUGUUGAUAAUCCUCUUGAGUGGCAUAAAGCAAACAUGCAGACAAAUCACAAACAUUAUUCGUUUAUAAAAUAUGCAGGUGCUGAAUUUAUUAAAAAUAUUCAAGAGAAUUUUGGAGCUAAAAUGUAUUUCAAUACUUUAGUUGAAGUUGAAAAUAGGUUAAUUAAAUAUGGUGUUAUUAGCACAGCUCAUCUUAUUGAAGACUUAUUAGAUUGGCAAACAUUAUAUAUAAGUGGUAGACUGCACAAACCAGUUAAGGUUCUAAAGAAAGUAGAAAAUGCUGAUAUACAAAAAGCUUUGCAAAUUAAUUUGCAGAGUGCAUUACAUGCAUCAUUAUUAUGCUUACCUGAAACAUUUUCUGAAAUUAAGUUGUUCCUUAAGAUUGCAGAAUUGUCUUAUUCAGGAGAUUUUAGGAUGUAUUUUGGUGAAGACAAACGAAAAAUAGAAAAUAUUGUACAAAAUCAAGUAUCUUAUUUUCGUGACUUGUAUGCUGACCAAUUGAAAUUAAUGCCUCAACUUCAUUGGAAUCAAAGUCAGUGUACAAUUGAGCAAGAUGGCAGUUCUGCAACUACUUUGCAUCACUUAAAUCUACUUCCUAAAACUGUCCAGCAUAAUUUAUUAGCCAUUUGGAAUAAAGAUGGAAGAUAUAGAGAUUUAGAAGAUGUUUUACAAUCUCUAGCUCAUGACCCUCAGUGUAGUGAAAUGGUAGAGAAAGCUAUUCGCGAUAUUACAUUAUGGUCCAGUAUGUCACAAAGUGCUAAAGGAAUUUUAACAGCUGGUGUCAUAAAAUCAUUGAAAUAUAGUUCAAGAAAAGUGAGAAAAAUGAUAAAAUCAAUGAAAUAACUUUUACUUUGUAAUUUACUAGUACUUUUUAUGUAGACAAUUUCUGUAGUGUAAAUAUGAGAUUAUUUAUAAAAAUAUUU
This is a messenger RNA of Argiope bruennichi, 1292 nucleotides long. RefSeq names its product phosphatidate cytidylyltransferase, mitochondrial-like. The transcript has 8 exons. Gene Ontology annotation, cellular component: mitochondrion. The record is from RefSeq and is a predicted model, not a curated record. Gene Ontology annotation, biological process: CDP-diacylglycerol biosynthetic process; cardiolipin biosynthetic process. NCBI's taxonomy places the organism in Eukaryota, Metazoa, Arthropoda, Arachnida, Araneae, Araneidae. Gene Ontology annotation, molecular function: phosphatidate cytidylyltransferase activity. The coding region runs from base 229 to 1212 and encodes 327 amino acids.